CUCCCCUCUAGGACUGCUCUCGCUUAAAGUUACCACCAAAGCCUCGGGGCUCCAGUCUCUCUACCUCUGUCAUUUGCCCCUAGCCAAGAGGAGGCAUCUGUGACUGGGUGCCGAUGGGGCGGCUUCCCUGGGGUUUGUCCACCUGCCCAGCUCCGAGGACCAGCUGGCAAGGUCCACUCCAGCACCGCCCAGGGAAGGAGGCCAGAGCCACAAGUGACUUCUAGGAGCUGCUGUGGGCGGGGGCAGGCGCUUCUAGAGGUGGGAGUUCUCCAGCUCGGCUUCCCCUCAGCCGCUUUCAUCUGAACAGGAGAGCUCAAGCUCCUGUCACUUGUUGUUCAGCCUUCCGGUGGCAUCAGAAGGAGUCGUUUCUUGGGGGCAGGCUCCGUGCAACAGGAGUCUCCCGGAGGAUCGUCUUCACCGGGAGCCGGGCAAGCGCGCCGCUGUCCCUCGGUGUGGAGCAUGAAGACCGAGGGGCAGACUCCCCGGAGAUAAGUGGGUCUUCCCGGCUGCAGGGCGGCUGGCCUGGAGCUUAGAGCGGAGGCUUUUGCCAUGGCCCCACACUGGGCUGUCUGGCUGCUGGCAGUGGGGCUGUGGGGCCUGGGCAUUGGGGCUGAGAUGUGGUGGAACCUGGUGCCCCGGAAGACCGUAUCUUCUGGGGAGUUGGCCACAGUAGUACGGCGGUUCUCCCAAUCGGGCACCCAGGACUUCCUGACGUUGACCCUAACUGAGCAGACAGGGCUUCUCUAUGUGGGGGCCCGGGAAGCCCUGUUUGUCUUCAGCGUGGAGGCUCUGGAGCUGCAAGGAGCGAUCUCCUGGGAGGCACCAGCUGAGAAGAAGGCCGAGUGCAUCCAGAAAGGGAAGAGUAACCAGACGGAGUGUUUCAACUUCAUCCGCUUCCUGCAGCCCUACAACACUUCCCACCUGUAUGUCUGCGGCACCUACGCCUUCCAGCCCAAGUGCACCUACAUCGACAUGCUCACCUUCACUUUGGAGCGUGGAGAGUUUGAGGAUGGGAAGGGAAAAUGUCCCUAUGACCCAGCUAAGGGCCACACUGGCCUCCUUGUGGACGGUGAGCUGUAUUCGGCCACGCUCAACAACUUCCUAGGUACAGAGCCCGUUAUCCUGCGUAACAUGGGGCCUCACCACUCCAUGAAGACGGAAUACCUGGCCUUCUGGCUCAACGAACCGCAUUUUGUUGGCUCUGCCUACAUACCGGAGAGUGUGGGCAGCUUCACGGGGGACGAUGACAAGGUCUACUUCUUCUUCAGCGAGCGAGCGGUGGAAUAUGACUGCUACGCCGAACAGGUGGUGGCUCGGGUAGCCCGGGUCUGCAAGGGAGACAUGGGGGGUGCACGGACCCUGCAGAGGAAGUGGACCACGUUCCUGAAGGCGAGGCUGGUGUGCUCUGCCCCCGACUGGCAGCUCUACUUCAACCAACUGCAGGCACUGCACACGCUGCAGGAGGCCUCUUGGCACAACACCACCUUCUUCGGGGUUUUUCGGGCCCGGUGGGGCGAUGUGGACAUGUCAGCAGUCUGCGAGUACCAGCUGGAAGAGAUCCAGAGGGUAUUCGAGGGUCCCUACAAGGAGUACCGUGAGCAAGCCCAGAAGUGGGGCCGCUAUACCGACCCUGUACCCAGCCCGCGGCCAGGCUCGUGCAUCAACAACUGGCACCGGCGCCAUGGCUACACCAGCUCUCUGGAGCUGCCUGAUAACACCCUCAACUUCAUCAAGAAGCACCCACUGAUGGAGGAGCAGGUAGGGCCUCGCUGGAACCGGCCUCUGCUUGUGAAGAAGGACACCAACUUCACUCACCUGGUGGCUGACCGGGUUACGGGGCUUGAUGGAGCCACCUAUACGGUGCUGUUCAUUGGCACAGGAGGCGGCUGGCUACUCAAGGCUGUGAGCCUGGGGUCCUGGGUGCACCUGAUUGAGGAGCUGCAGGUGUUUGACCAGGAGCCUGUGGAAAGCUUGGUUCUAUCCCGGAGCAAGAAGCUGCUCUUUGCAGGCUCCCGCUCUCAGCUGGUUCAGCUGCCCCUGGCCGACUGCGUGAAGUACCGCUCCUGUGCUGACUGUGUCCUCGCUCGGGACCCCUACUGUGCCUGGAGUGUCAACGCCAGCCGCUGUAUAGCCGUGGGUGGCCACUCUGGGUCCUUGCUGAUCCAGCACGUGGCAGUCUCAGACACGUCAGGCAUUUGUAAUCUCCGUGGCAAUAAAAAAGUCAGGCUCAUACCCAAAAACAUCACCGUGGUGGCAGGCACAGACCUGGUGCUGCCCUGCCGCCUCUCCUCCAACUUGGCUCAUGCCCGCUGGACCUUUGGGGGCCGAGACCUGCCUGCAGAACAGCCCGGCUCCUUCCUCUAUGACCCCCGCCUGCAGGCCCUGGUCGUGAUGGCUGCCCAGCCCCGCCAUGCCGGGGCCUAUCACUGCUUUUCGGAGGAGCAGGGGGCGAGGCUGGCCGCUGAAGGCUACCUGGUGGCUGUGGUGGCAGGCCCGUCGGUGACCCUGGAGGCUCGAGCGCCCUUGGAAAACCUGGGGCUGGUGUGGCUGGCCGUGGUGGCCCUGGGAGCCGUGUGCCUGGUCCUGCUGCUGCUUGUUUUGUCACUGCGCCGGCGGCUGCGGGAGGAGCUGGAGAAAGGCGCCAAGGCGGCAGAGAGGACCCUGGUGUACCCGCUGGAGCUGCCCAAGGAGCCCACCAGUCCCCCCUUCAGGCCCGGCCCGGAGACCGAUGAGAAACUCUGGGACCCCGUGGGCUACUACUACUCGGACGGCUCCCUCAAGAUCGUGCCCGGACACGCACGCUGCCAGCCCGGGGGCGCGCCCCCCUCUCCACCUCCCGGCAUCCCCGGCCAGCCCCUGCCUUCGCCCACCCGGCUUCACCUGGGGGGUGGGCGGAACUCAAACGCCAACGGCUACGUGCGCUUACAGCUGGGCGGGGAGGACCGCGGGGGGCUCGGGCACCCUCUGCCGGAGCUGGCCGACGAACUGAGGCGCAAGCUGCAGCAGCGCCAGCCGCUGCCAGACUCCAAUCCUGAGGAGUCCUCAGUAUGAGGGGCCCCCACCUCCUCGCAGGGGCAGCGCGGGAGGCGCGGCCUCUCCUUUUGCACAGGCACCAGCUACCUCAGGGACAUGGCGCGGGCACCGGGCUCGGCCUGGGACGGACCCUGCCCAGCACCUGCCCGGCCAUGGGGACCUGCUCUGCUCAGCACGGGCACUGCCACUUGGUGUGGCUCACCAGGGCACCGGCCUCACGGGAGGCAUCUUCCUCCUCUCUGUGAGGGGCUGUGAAUCACGGACACACGGGACCCCAGCAGCCAAAACUUUUCAAGGCAGAAGUUGGAGAUGUGGGUGUGUGCACACGUGUGUGUGACUUAGUCUUCCUUUUUCUGUGCGUGUGCCUGUGUGUGUGUGUGUGUGUGUGUAUGUGAUAGUCUUCCUUUUUCUGUCAAGUCUUCCCUUGGCCUGGGGUCCUCCUGGUGAGUCAUUGGAGCUAUGAAGGGGAAGGGGUUGUAUCACUUUGCCUCUCCUACCCCCACCUGUCCCCAGUGUGGGUCAGCGAUGUACAUAUGGGGGUGGGCUGGGCAGGGUGCUGUACCCCUUUGGGGGAGUCCAGAGCUCUGGAGUGGGCCUGGUCCUGCUCCUAGGGCUGUGAAUGUUUUCAGGGUUGGGGGGAGGGAGAUGGAUUCUCCUGUGUGUUUGGGGCAAGGGUGGGAGGGGCCUCCCACUUGGCCCGGGGGUUCAGUGGUAUUUUAUACUUGUCCUCCCUUACAGGGCUGGGAAAGGUUGUGUGGGGGGGAGGGGGAGGGAGGAAGAAAGAGGGUGGGCAUGCUGUGGAUAUUGCAUAGCCUCUCCCAGCCCUAGGAGGAGGGCUCCUAACAGUGUAACUUAUUGUGUUCUCGCGUAUUUAUUUGUUGUAAAUAUUUGAGUAUUUUUAUAUUGACGAAUAAAAUCAAGAAAAUGAUA
Canis lupus familiaris (dog) is the source of this 3963-nucleotide messenger RNA. RefSeq names its product semaphorin 4C (gene SEMA4C). Gene Ontology annotation, biological process: muscle cell differentiation; negative chemotaxis; negative regulation of axon extension involved in axon guidance. The record is from RefSeq and is a predicted model, not a curated record. NCBI's taxonomy places the organism in Eukaryota, Metazoa, Chordata, Mammalia, Carnivora, Canidae. The transcript is spliced from 15 exons. Gene Ontology annotation, molecular function: semaphorin receptor binding; chemorepellent activity. The coding region runs from base 550 to 3051 and encodes 833 amino acids.